This is a messenger RNA of Pieris macdunnoughi, 3777 nucleotides long. Lineage: Eukaryota; Metazoa; Arthropoda; Insecta; Lepidoptera; Pieridae. The record is from the annotation of a GenBank genome assembly.
AUGGAUAGGAUAACGUUUCGCGUAAAUGGUGAAGCUUGUUCAGCGGGAUCUGAAGUGGAUUCAGAUGAAAGUCUGAAUGAUUUUUUACGAAUCAGGCUGAAUCUUCGCGGUACUAAAUAUAUGUGCAAGGAGGGUGGUUGUGGCGCCUGCAUUGUGGCUGUCACCGCUCCUGACCAUGAUGGCCACAAACGGACAUUUGCGGUUAAUUCGUGUCUAACGAGUAUACUGUCUUGUCAAGAUUGGGAAAUAACGACCAUCGAAGGUUUAGGUGACAGACAGGGCUAUCAUCCCAUUCAACGCACCUUAGCAGAGCAUAAUGGCAGCCAAUGCGGAUAUUGCACGCCCGGAUGGGUAAUGAAUAUGUAUAGUUUACUUGAAGCAAACAAUUACAAUAUAACUCAGUAUGAAAUCGAGAAUUCGUUUGGUAGUAACAAUUGCAGAUGCACUGGGUACAGACCAAUUUUAGAUGCGUUUAAAACAUUCGCCAAAGACGCACCAAAACCCAACCUAAGUGACAUCGAGGAGCUAACUGUAUGCAGGGACAAAGAAAAAUGUGAAAAACCAUGUAGAGAUUGGUGUUUUGUUUCAAACAAGGAUAGGAAAAGCAAAAUAAUACAUUUAAAGGAUGAUAAAAUAUGGUAUAGAGUUUACGAGAUAAGUGAAAUUUUUGAUGUAUUUCGAAAGGAAGGAGUCGAUUCAUAUAUGCUUGUGAAUGGGAACACUGGCAGAGGUGCUAUUUACAUAUUUGAGUUUCCACGCGUACUUAUUGAUAUAAGUGCAGUUGAAGAGCUUAGAACUCACUACUUGGAUCAGAAUUUAGUCAUCGGGGCUGGCACCGCGCUUACUGAUUUGAUGGAGAUAUUUAAAAAAAUGGCUGAAACUUAUGAGAAUUUUUCAUAUUUGCAAAAACUCUAUGACCAUUUGGAUUUAGUAGCGCAUAUACCAGUGAGAAAUGUGGGUUCGAUCGCUGGAAACCUGAUGCUUAAGAAAAGAGAUGCGACUUUUGCAUCGGAUGUUUUUUUAUUAUUUGAAGCUGUUGGAGCUAUUAUGACAAUAGUUAGCGCAGAUAGUAUUCUGGACGUAACCCCUCAAGAGUUCUUAUCCAUUGACAUGAAAGGGAAAAUUAUUACGCAAAUAAAGAUUCCGCCACUCGCCAAACAUUAUAAAUUUAUUUCGUUCAAAGUUAUACCAAGAUCACAAAACGCCAUAGCCCAAGUACACGCAGCAUUUUUGUAUGAGUUAGACCCAGUACAGGAGCAAACGGUCAUAUCAGCCCGACUCGUUUUUGGCGGUCUAUCAGGACCCUUCACUCAUGCAUACAGUACUGAAAAUUAUCUGAAGGGACAAAAGUUAUUCGAAAAUCACGUGUUACAAUCAGCUUUAUCCAUUCUUAACGAUGAAAUUGUGGUUGAGGAAAUAAAGGGAAUGCAAAAACCGGAAUUUCGUAAGAAAGCAGCAUUAGGACUAUUUUAUAAGGGCUUAUUGGCAAUAAUUCCACCAGAAUUAUUAAACCCAAGAUAUCUAUCAGGGGCAAUAGACCUCCGUAAAAAUAGGCCUCUUUCUAAAGGUAAAGAGGUGUAUGACACUAACCCAAUAUUGUGGCCUUUAAAUGAGCCUAUGCCUAAGGUCGAAGCUCUAAUACAGUGUUCUGGAGAAGCAAUCUAUGUAAAUGAUGUUGAAACAAUGCAGAAAGAAGUAUAUUGUGCGUUUGUAACCGCCAAAAUCUUUAGCGGAGAUAUCGAGCAUAUAGAUCCUGCGCCUGCUCUUAAAAUUCCCGGUGUCGUUGCUUUCUAUACAGCAAAAGAUAUACCCGGAAAGAACAUCUUUGUGAGUGGAACUAUAACGGGCUAUAUACCAGAAAAAAUAUUAUCUGAUGGUAAAAUUGAUUUCUUUGACCAACCCAUUGGUAUAUUAGUUGCAGAAACAGAAACGAUAGCAAAAAGAGCAGCAACGCUCGUAAAUGUUACAUACAGGAAAGAAAACAGAAAACCAUUAUUAGAUAUACGCGAUGUUUUAGUUAAGGAUCCGAGCCGGAUUACACUUGUAGAAAAUAUUCCGCCGCUGAAAAAGCCUGGUACUGAAAUCGAAUGCAUCAUAAAACAAACAGAGAACAUAUUUUGGCAAUACCACUACACAAUGGAAACACAGAGCUGUGUGACGAAGCCAAGUGAUGAUUCCUUUGAUGUAUUAGCUGCUUCUCAAUUCCCUGAUAUGACACAUUUGGUCGUUUCGGCGGCUUUAGGCAUCGAACAAAGUAGAGUCAACGUGACAAUACCGAGAUGUGGCGGUGCAUAUGGAUGUAAAAUAACAAGAGUUGGACUUGUGGCAACUGCUAGUUCAAUCGUUUCCUAUCUUUUGAACCGACCAUGUAGGUUUAUUAUGGAUAUUCAAGAAAAUAUACGAAUCGUCGGAAAAAGAUUACCCGCCCAUUUGCAGUAUGAGGUAGGCGUAAACAGAUAUGGUGUAAUUCAGUACUUAAACUAUGACAUGUACUCAGAUACAGGAUAUGGGCAAUUUGAACUUGUUUCAUCCCUAAUACCACCCGCUAUUCGGAGCUGCUACAAUCACCUCACAUGGGAUUUUAGUGUAUAUAGAGUUACAACUGAUACACAUAGCAACACUUAUGCAAGAAGUCCAGGAAGUCUUGAAGGUAUAUGUAUGACAGAGCAUGUGUUAGAAAGAAUAUCCUACGAAUUAGAUAUUGAUCCGCUAGAAGUACGCCUCAAUAACCUCAAUCCGGAAUUCAUAGAUGUUAAAGACAUUCUGGAAACUUUAUUAAAAAACAGUGAAUACACAGAACGAAAGAAAGAAGUUGAGAAAUUCAAUUCUGAAAACAGAUGGAAAAAAAGAGGUCUCCGAGCCGCAAUCAUGAGUUGGCCUGCUCCAGAUCAAGUAGAUUAUCACAUCUACAUAUCAAUUUACCAUGGAGAUGGCAGUGUUAUAGUAAAGCAUGGUGGUGUAGAAAUCGGCCAAGGCAUUAAUACAAAAGUAAUACAAACCAUUGCUUUUGUGUUUAAAAUUUCUAUGGACAAAAUAAAAACAAAAGCAGUUGAUGUUGCAUCAGCCCCGAAUACCUAUUGUGCUGCUGGCAGUCGAACAACUCAAUCUAUUUGCUUCGGAGCUAUAAAAUGUUGCCAGAUAAUUUUGGACCGCCUGGCUCCAAUUAAAACUUCCUUGCAAAAUCCUACCUGGGAAGAAUUAAUACAGUCUGCCUAUUCACAAGGAGUUAAUCUACAGGCAAAUUAUCAUGUUACUACUGCAGAUCAGGAUCCAAUUAGAUCAGCUGGGGUUAGUCUCACCGAAGUUGAAUUAGAUAUUAUAACAGGAGAAUCAUUGGUUCUUCGUGUUGAUUUAGUGGAAGAUAUAGGGACUAGUAUUAAUCCGGAGAUUGAUGUUGGGCAGAUUGAAGGUGCUUUCAUAAUGGGUCUUGGCUAUUGGACAUCAGAGCACAUUAUCUAUGAUAAGGAAACGGGGCAAAUACUAACAGAUCGUACGUGGACGUACCACAUACCACAAGCGAAAGAUAUUCCUAUUGACUUUAGAAUACAGCUUCGAAGGAAUCAUAAUCCUGUUGCAACACUGGGAGCGCGAGCGGUUGCAGAACCAGCGACGUGUUUAGCAGUUUCGGUAGCUUUUGCUUUAAAAGCGGCACUAGCCAAUUCUAGAGAAGAAUCCGGCUACCCAAAGAAUCAAUGGUUUUCAGUUGAUGGACCUUACACGUUAGAAGCAAAUGUUCUAAGCGCCGAUGCAAAUUUAGAGGAGUUUCUAUUUAGAUAG